GUAGUGUCAAAUUUUGCACCGCCACCAACACGCCCAUUCUUUGACAUGUCCACCAAGGCAGGUCUGAGGCCAUGGCUUUCUGCUACCAGAUGUAUGCGUAUAAGCCAGCCUUCGGGCCCGCAACAUAGAAGGAAUGUGUUCACUUCCAGUGACGAAUCAUUUCCUUUGCAAUCACCAGAUGAUUGGCAGUUGUUACAAGACCGCCGUAUACGUUUCAAAAUGCUCGUUGAUCUUUUCAGCGAGCAUGGUUCCAAUGUUACGCGAGAUAACGCCUUUCAACCCCACCAUCAGUUGCAUCGACCUCUCGCUUCAUCUGAAGCAACAUUAUCCGCACUAAUAGCUGCUGGCGCGCAUUUUGGACAUGCUAAAUCUUUGCUCAAUCCAAAUUUUAUGCCCUACGCGUACGGUGUUCGCGCCGGCAUUACGAUAAUUGACCUCGACUCGACACUUCCACUCUUGCGGAGGGCUGCGAACCUCACUCGCGCCGUCGUUGCAAGGGAUGGCACAGUUGUCUUCGUGGGUACCCGUCCAGAUCUGCGGGCUGUUGUGCGCAAAGCGGCAGAGAGGAUUGGACCACAGGCUUUCCACGUUGGCGAAAGAUGGCUUCCCGGCACACUUACGAACAAACUGCAACUGUUCGGGUCUGACGUCACAAAAGGGCAGCGUGUCACACCCGACCUCGUCAUCUUCUUAAACCCCCUGGCAAAUAUCCAUGCCAUUCGCGAGUGCGCCAUACAACAUAUUCCCACCAUUGGCAUUGUUGACUCGAACGUCGAUCCUCGCGUUGUGAUGUAUUCCAUCCCUGCGAAUGACGAGAGCCCUCGAACAGCAGAGUUAAUCGCGGGUGUCCUCAGCAUAGCUGGAAGAGAGGGGAGGGUUUUGCGAGAGAAACAAGAACAAAACAAAGAGCUACGACUGUCCCAAUACAUGCGUGCUCAAGAACGAGGUUCUCCGCGAUAUGUUACUGACAGAGAAUAGUUUUACUACGUGCGGUUUAUAACGUUGUUUUGACUAUGAUGAUUGAACCUCACUCCAGUAUUCUGUAUCAUCCUUCAGUAACCACAACGCCAUAAUUUAGCAACAGACUCACUCUCAGCAUCAGUC
Molecule: messenger RNA, 1104 nt
Organism: Suillus paluster
Lineage: Eukaryota; Fungi; Basidiomycota; Agaricomycetes; Boletales; Suillaceae
Product: ribosomal protein S2, flavodoxin-like domain-containing protein
Exons: 2
Coding region: 46-978 (310 amino acids)
Biological process (GO): translation
Cellular component (GO): mitochondrial small ribosomal subunit; ribosome
Molecular function (GO): structural constituent of ribosome
Source: RefSeq, a predicted model, not a curated record